GACGGAAUGCUGGGGGGAGGUCUUAAGAUAAGCUCCUCCCCCUGGCCUUUGACCAGACUUGAGUCGCAGUUCACGCGCAGAACCGUCCGCGUCUUCCCUCGCGGUUCUGGUUCCGGACGGAGAUCCCCGCGUCUCGUGGUGGGCGUGUUCUUGGCUGACAGCUCUGACUUCCGGUCCGGCUGAGCCUCCCUCAUCAUCAUCUUCAUCAUGAGCGUGUACAGCGACGCGUCCUCGGAGGAGCUCGGGGACGAGCUGCAGAGUCUGGGGUGGUACCACUAUGACCUGUCCCGCCACGCCGCAGAGGCCCUCCUCCUGUCCAACGGGUCGGAUGGAAGUUACCUCCUCCGGAACAGUAAGGAGGGUCCGUCCUGGUUUUCCCUCUCUGUCAGAGCCAAGGAUUCUGUGAAGCAUUUUCACGUGGAGCGCAGAGACGGCAGCUACAUGUUCGGCUUCAACGAGUUCCCCACGCUUCAGGACUUUGUCAGCCACUUCGCCAACCAACCUCUGCUGGGCAGUGACACAGGAACCCUCAUUGUUCUGAAGAGUCCAUACCCGUGGCGUGUGGAGGAGCCAUCCAUCUACGAGUCCGUGCGCGUUCACACAGCUAUAAAGUCGGGCUGCACGGAGAACGACCUGGUGGCCGCCGCUCCGUCGCUGGGCACCAAGGAGGGCUACCUGGUCAAACAGGGCGCCAUCGUGAAGAGCUGGAAGCUGAGGUGGUUCACACUCAACAGGUAUGAGCUGAAAUACUUCAAAGACAAAGAGAGCGAGGAGCCUAUCCGGACGCUGGAUCUGAGGUCCUGCUCUGCGGUCCAGUUUGAUUACUCCCAGGACCGGGUCAACUGCUUCUGUUUGGUGUUUCCAGAAAGAACCUUUUAUUUUUGCGCAAAGACGGCAGUGGAGGCAGACGAGUGGAUCAAGAUUCUUCGGUGGAAGCUGUCACAGACGAGAAAAGGCCAAUGACGGACAGGGAGGAGCUCCGCCCACAAAGGCAGCUGGAACCCAACAUCCUAUGGUGCAGAGAAUCGUUGUGUUUUUAUGUAAAAAGUAAAAAAAAAAUGUAAAGAUUGCAAAAAAUCAAAUUGUUUUAUGACUUUCUGUUUGUUCUGGAGUUUCUUGUAAAUGUGGAUCCGAUGAAUGUCAAAUGUCCCCACAUCACUGUACUGGUGUAUUAUAUUUGCUGUUUCAGAAUAAAUAUUUAAAUGACUGUAA
Oryzias melastigma (Indian medaka) is the source of this 1212-nucleotide messenger RNA. It is a transcript of the gene dapp1, whose product is annotated as dual adaptor of phosphotyrosine and 3-phosphoinositides. The coding region runs from base 208 to 963 and encodes 251 amino acids. NCBI's taxonomy places the organism in Eukaryota, Metazoa, Chordata, Actinopteri, Beloniformes, Adrianichthyidae. The transcript has 9 exons. The record is from RefSeq and is a predicted model, not a curated record.